GAUCUUUCACAUCUCCCACUGAGAGGCAGCAGCGGCCGCAUCCGAUUCAUGUGCGACAACACAUUGCACGGAGCAGUCUGUAGUCGCAGGGGGGCGAAAAGCGCUCAGUCUGGAUCGAGUUCAGUCUGUGCGAAACCGCUGGCUGAGCAAAUCGCUUGUCUCUGCUCCGAGCGCUCCAUCCGGUGUUUGGCGAAGAGAGAGCCGCCCGGCACCAUAAGAAGAGUAAACGAAUAAGCGCUCCAGCCAGUCUGUACGAGAAUGAGCGAUCCAACCGGCGCAUGAGUUCCUGAGAGCUGUUGUCUGUAGCCAAACACCGACUGCAGGGCGAGCAAUCAUGGGCACAUCAGAUCCUCCUCUCACUCCACACUGAAAUGUCAAUAGGAACAAACACUGAGGAGCACACGGGCACUGCCGGAGGGUGGCGUUACACAUCAGUUACCAGAGGGAAAGAGAAAGGAAGAUUUGUGCUUUACACAGAAGGUUUAUAAAUACAAGAUCCUUCCUAAUAUCAUGGCCCGCUACAUUAGUAAGUUCACUGUCAUGUUCGUCAUACUUUGCACUUUUGGCUUCUUUUUCUUGGACUUCUAUGGUAAAUCCAAAUUUCUGGACAGCUGUACAACAAAGAAAGUGCAUGCUAGGCAGUUCCUUGCGAGUAAAUCUGAGGUGGAGCUGACCCAGGAUGAAAAGAAUAAUUUAAGCGAAGAGAUUGAAAGGAAAAAAGAGAUUGAAAGGAAAAUAACUAUCGUCAGAGCAGAAGCAGAACAUUUAGCUAAGUCCCGUCAAAAGCAACUAGUCCAAUCAAGAUGGGGACGAUACAAUAGGUAUGGAGUAUGGAAUGAGCACAUGUCAUCAAAAGACAUACUACCUAGACUGCAGGUGGUGAAGAAGUCGUACCAAUCAAUGAACAAAUACAAGGUCAAAUUUCAAGGAAAACCUGGUCAGUUAUGCACACCACAAGAACUGCUGUGUGCAAUAAAAAAUAAGGUGAAUAUGAGUACCCUUGUGAGAGCUGACCUUCCCCAAAAUGCCUCCUCCUGGAGCCAAUACUUGCCCAUAAAGACUCUACAGGAGGAAAUCAAAAGCCUGGGGAAAUGUGCUGUGGUGUCAUCAGCAGGAUCCAUCAAAUACUCAAGUCUUGGACAGGAGAUUGAUGCCCAUGAUGCGGUUUUGAGGUUUAAUGCUGCUCCAACUCGAGGUCAUCAAGAUGAUGUCGGAACAAAAACUACAUUCCGUUUGCUGAAUUCACAGCUUGUUUCCCGUCCUGAGCUUAAAUUCUUUGAAGAUCCUCUGUAUAAGGAAGGCACCUUACUUAUGUGGGACCCAUCACAAUACCAAGCAGAUUUAGAUCAGUGGCACAGGAACCCAGACUAUAUGUUCUUUGAAAGAUAUAGUACGUAUCGGAGGAAGAACCCAGACCAGAUGUUCUAUGUCCUAAACCCACAGGCUGCCUGGCAGCUGUGGGAUAUAAUUCAGCAAAACUCACCUGAAGACAUUCAUCCGGGCCCUCCUUCAUCUGGCUUUUUAGGGAUCCUGCUGAUGAUGAAUCUCUGUAAUCAGGUGGAUGUUUAUGAAUUCCUGCCAUCCAGACGUCAGACUGAUUUCUGUCACUAUUAUGAGAUAUAUCAAGAUCGUGCCUGCACCCUGGGGGCCUACCACCCUCUCAUGUAUGAGAAGAACCUGGUGAAAAAGCUCAAUCUUGGAGACGACAACAGCAUAUAUCACUUUGGAAAGGUCACAGUUCCAGGACUCAGGGGGCUGCAAUGCUAAGUAAGAUGGAGCAAAGGAUGUGGGGAAAAAAUUGGUUUCUUUGCACCAUAGAAGAUAAUCCAUUAAAAGACAAUACCACUAGGAGAGAACACCAUAGCUACCUGGAAGUGCCGCUACUAAACAAAUGUAAGACAUGGUUUGGUUGUUACAUUUCAAUGAACAAUUCACCCUAUGCACAGUCUUCUACCCGGGAAGUCUACUUGGAAAACAAAAGCCUUUUGUAAAUAGCUUUUCCUUUUUGAGAAAAUUGGAAUAUUUUAUCUCAGGGAGUCCUUGUUGAAGUCCUGUGAGAUCCCAUUCGGUGAAUAACACAUGGAUGUUUUGAUUGUUACACUCUUAAAUCGACAGGACAGAUAUUUGUGAUAACAAUUUAAUUCGGACAGAGCAGGUUCACAUUGUAAAUGUUGCCCUAUUAGGCAAAGCAUUGCUGGAAAUGAGUCUCCUAGUGAUCAUAUGUCAGCAUAUGUAUUCUGACAUACCUGUUCUAAAUGAUUGUCAGUUUUUGGACCCAGUAAGGCAAAAGCAUAUAGGUCCUUUUGGGAACCUGUCGGUUGUGUCCACUAAACAAUUCUCCUUUCUGUGGAUGUCUGGAGAACCAUAGAACCAUAGACCCUAAAUAGCAGCCCCUUUACUAUUUGCAGGAUAAAAUACAGAUUUUGGAGAUGGACCCUGAUUUUGGCCACGCACAAAAUUCUAACACACAAUGAACUCAUCUAGCUGGACAUGUUUACUCGCAUAGUCGCUGAAGCACCAGAUCAUUUACCCAUAGCAACCAACAAUCGAUUUUUAUACAGUGUACUGCAAGUAGCUUUUGUAAUGGAAAAGCUGAUUGGUUGCUGUGAUAUUAAUGCACCAGGGCAAAUUAACACCUAAAUUAGUCUAGAAGAAACACAAUUUGGAUAUUUACUGUCACCAGGCCCAGACUGGCAAUCUGUGGGUUCUGGCAAAUGCCAGAGGGGCUGCUAUAAGGUCCUAUAGAAAGUCAGUAUUUAGUGGGCUGGUGGGGGGCUGUUUGGGCCUCUGUGUGGGCUGAGUGGGCCUCUAUGUACCUGAAAUGCCAGGGCCUAUUUUAAUUCUCAGUCCGGACCUGACUGUCACCAUGAGAAGCCCCUUAGCAUAGUACAGGUAUGGGAUCCGUUAUCCGUAAACCCCUGAUCCAGAAGGAUCCAAAUUACAGAAAGGCUGUCUCCCAUAAACUCCAUUUUAUCCAAAUAAUCCAACUUUUUAAAAAU
Messenger RNA from Xenopus laevis (African clawed frog), 2999 nucleotides. It is a transcript of the gene st6gal1.S, whose product is annotated as ST6 beta-galactosamide alpha-2,6-sialyltranferase 1 S homeolog. The coding region runs from base 511 to 1767 and encodes 418 amino acids. The record is from RefSeq and is a predicted model, not a curated record. Lineage: Eukaryota; Metazoa; Chordata; Amphibia; Anura; Pipidae. Gene Ontology annotation, cellular component: Golgi apparatus; Golgi cisterna membrane; extracellular region. Gene Ontology annotation, molecular function: sialyltransferase activity; beta-galactoside alpha-2,6-sialyltransferase activity. Gene Ontology annotation, biological process: glycoprotein biosynthetic process; sialylation. The transcript is spliced from 7 exons.